AUGCCUGUCGUUCAAGAAGGUCUCUUAGACCAUCCUCAAACCUGGAAGCCCGCCUCAGAUCCUCCAUCCUCUCCUCGAUUGCGCGCAAAGAGUCUGUUCUGGCAAGUCGUGAAGGCGACGCGACCGUCGUUUGCAGGCUUGAAGAAUGAACGCUCAAACACCAAAUUACGAGAAACUGCAUAUCUAGACGGUUUGAGAGGCUUUGCAGCAUUCUUAGUCUACAUCCUACACCACGAACUUUGGGCACACAGCGCGCUCAAUCACGCCGAUCGCAUCCUGGAAAAUGGCUUCGGCCAUCAUGGCAACUUCUACUUUGCCUGUCUGCCAUUCAUCCGCAACUUUUUCACUGGUGGCCACAUUGCCGUUGGCUGCUUUUUCGUCAUCUCAGGAUACGUCCUUACCCUCAAACCACUCACGAUGAUAAACAAUGGGGAAUACGGCAAGCUCGGUGACAAUUUGGCAUCGGCCAUAUUCAGAAGAUGGUUCAGGUUAUGGGUUCCAAUCGCUAUCGUAACGUUCUUGUACGCAACAUUUCUCCACCUGACGGAUCUGAAAGGACCUCAUCAGAUGAACACGACGUGGCUGGGUGAGGUCUGGGAUUGGUAUGUGGAACUCAAAAACUACUCAUUCGUCUUCAACAUGGGCGGGAAAGAUUACUUCUACCUCAACGACCACAUCUGGACGAUACCAUGCGAACUUCGAGGCUCGCUCGUUGUUUACCUCGCCUGUCUAUCCUUCGCACGAUUCUCGCGCAACGCCCGACUCUACGCCGAACUCGCCUUACUCUGGUACUUCAUGUGGAUUGUUGAUGGCUGGUUUGUGGCUUACUUUGUCGCCGGCAUGAUUCUGGCGGAUUUGGACGUGCUUGCCAAGCUGGGUAACCUACCGCGAUGGAUUGUCAAUCUGGCGCCAUACCAAGAGAUGAUCUGGUACAGUCUGUUCAUGAUUGGCAUGUUUUUCGCUGGUGUUCCCUCGCAGAGCAAUGAGCUUGAGGAUAUCAGAGUGACGCCGGGCUGGUACUGGCUGUCAUUCCUCAAACCACAGGCCGUCUUCGCACCCAAGUGGUUCUACCUCUUCUUCGGCGCAGUCCCUAUCGUCGCCGUAAUUCCACGGAUACACUUCCUCAAGGCAUUCUUCGAAUCGCGCUUCUGCCAAUUCAUGGGCCGCAUCUCGUACUGCUUCUACCUCGCCCACGGUCCUGUACUGUGGCUCGUCGGUGGACGACUAUACUCUGCCGUCGGACUUGUCAGAGAAGGUCUGGACGAGACUGAGUUUCCCGGAUGGCCAAAUGCAUUUCCCAUACCGCACAUCGGACCUCUCGGACUAGAGUCCAACUUCCUGCUGGUCAACAUCAUCACACUACCGCUCACGCUGUGGCUGGGUGAUGUGAUGACGAAGCUCAUUGAUGAGCCUUGCGUACGGGCUGCUGGCAACCUUUGGCGCAAACUUCAACCGUCAUCAUCACCCUCGGUCAGUCUACCGGUACCAGUUCAUGCUUGCUUACUCGCCGGUAGUCGGCAGCGGCAAGCGGCCCAACGGCCACACCGAACGAUGGACGGCUACAUGCACGGUUAUGCUUGUCAUUACAAUGCAGAUCGCUACCAUGAACACGGCGUGACAUGA
Molecule: messenger RNA, 1623 nt
Organism: Pseudovirgaria hyperparasitica
Lineage: Eukaryota; Fungi; Ascomycota; Dothideomycetes; Acrospermales; Acrospermaceae
Exons: 2
Coding region: 1-1623 (540 amino acids)
Biological process (GO): polysaccharide biosynthetic process
Cellular component (GO): membrane
Molecular function (GO): acyltransferase activity, transferring groups other than amino-acyl groups
Source: RefSeq, a predicted model, not a curated record